Messenger RNA from Seriola dumerili (greater amberjack), 3770 nucleotides. It is a transcript of the gene znf644b, whose product is annotated as zinc finger protein 644-like. The record is from RefSeq and is a predicted model, not a curated record. Gene Ontology annotation, biological process: regulation of transcription by RNA polymerase II. The transcript has 5 exons. Gene Ontology annotation, cellular component: nucleus. NCBI's taxonomy places the organism in Eukaryota, Metazoa, Chordata, Actinopteri, Carangiformes, Carangidae. Gene Ontology annotation, molecular function: DNA-binding transcription factor activity, RNA polymerase II-specific; RNA polymerase II cis-regulatory region sequence-specific DNA binding. Bases 1 to 3666 code for a protein of 1221 amino acids.
AUGUCUGAUCUGAAGCCAGAUGUUCAAGAGGACAAAGACGUGGAAUCAGUGUCUGACAGCCCGGGUCGUACUCAGGAGCCAUUACAGAGUCACACGUUUUCUCUGAAAAACAAUACUGCAGGUCUGUCCUCAGAUGAACACGAAAACCCUUUAAAUGGAACCCAGCCGAAUCCAUUUGUAUACAGCAGUGUCCCCGCUGUUCCCCAUGCAGGCAAUUCAUUGCCUUCAGGAGCACUUGUUAAUGGGCCUGGUUCACACCCCACCUCAGAGGUACACUGUGUCCUGAACAAAGGCUCUGUUUUAUCCAACAAUGUCCUGGAUGCCGCGUGGCAAGUGGAGAAGGACAUGAGCCCCGAGGUGUUACCACCACCUAGUGAGCUUCAAUCAGACGCUUGGAAGAACACAGCGGGGCUCGCUGUAAAAACACUGGCCACACAGCCAGGUGUCAACACGCCACUGUCUCACUCGGAGGAGAAUGAGUCUAAACUGGCCUAUUCCGCACUGUCAGGUGACAGUGCAGAGCAAAUGCACAUUAGCCAACCUCGGACAAAAAAGACAAUAGAAACAGGAUCUGGACGCGGCGUUGAAUGGCCAGAAAACUCCUCUGAUGAUUGCGAUGAUGUUGAAGUAAUCAGUUGGGAUUCGUCAAGAGAGAGCUUCCUGCACACUGACAGAAGGCUGGAGACCAGAGUGAUACACCAAAGAGACAGGCGCCACAAUACACAUGUAAAAAGCAUGGCAGGCUCUCUGGAAAAGGUUAACAACAGCUUAAAUCACACACGCAGACGUUGCUGCAGUGGUAAUGAUGUUGAAAACGUUGACAUCGCCGGCAAAGCCGAUUCUUUGGACACACAAUGCGGUAAUAAAUAUUCCGUGGUGCCAUUCAAAGAUCUCCCAGCUUUAAACUCUGAGCACCAUAUUAAUAGAGCAGCACAGGAAGGCUGUAAUGAGGAAAAUGACCCUGAAGAUGAAGACAAUUUCAGUCCAAAAGUGGAGCAAUCGACAACGAAGCAACUUGAGCGAGAUCCGUCUUUCUUCUCAUGCACAAUAUGCAAUGUUAAUUUCAAGGAAAAAAGACAUUUCCAUAGACAUAUGAUGUAUCAUUUAGGCAAGCAUAAUCAGGUGAACAGUGAGAAUGUUUCACAGACCUUUAUAUGCAGGGAGUGUGGGCGUCUGUUCUGUGAUAGCAACUCCCUCAUGAGGCACAUCAUUAUUCACCAAGAUAGGCUGGAAAAACUUAUGGAGGAAAUCAAGGGUCUCAAAAACACCGACAAUGAAGACGGAGGCGCCGCAGUGCAGUGCCCUCAGUGUGUGUUUGGUUGUAAAUGCCCCAAAAUCUUUGUCCAGCAUGCCAAAACGCAUGAUAAUCUGAAGCACUAUUACUUCUGUGAGGAGUGUAACUACAUUUCACUCACACGGCAGGCACUUGAACUACACUUGCAUGUCGCACACCUCGACACACACCAGCCUCAGUAUGGGAAAAUGACUCAUACUAAUGAUGCAGAGGAAGCAGACCAUGUUCAAUUUCAGUGUAAGAUGGGUUUUUUCACCAGCAGAGACAAAGUAACAUUGGAAAGACAUCCUGAGCUGGAGAAUCCGCGAUCACACUCUGGCGAUUGUAGAAAGUUUGCCGACCAGCCCAAAAUUGCUGGGAGUAGAUCUGCUUUUGGAGAAGCAGCCCAUUUCCCCCACUGCUCCGGUGGACACGGGGACAUUAACGUUCAAAAGUCUGAAGACAAAACCGUCAGUUCCCCUCAGUUCAAGUGCCACGUCGGCUGCACCAAAAACACGCUGUCGCCAUCUUUGUGGAGGAUCGGCAAGCAUGGAAAAUUACUCCUGCAGCCAGAGGAAAAAUUAGAUGUGGCAACUGAUCUCACCUGUGUGGAAGAAGACGGUGAAAAAAAUGACCACGAGGCUUUUGGCAGCUCAAAGCAGGCAAACUGUCCUGCAACGGCUGAUGUUUUACUAUCAGCUAGAAGUCUUAAAUUAGACCAGAUGUUCUGUCAGCAUAGCAAGAACGACCUGGAAAGCAGGAGUUUACACGCCAAAACAAACCAAAAUUCUCCAUCAGUGAGAAAAAUGUCAACACCUUUGCAAAACACUAUCGACAACAUGAAUGGUAAUAUAUUGCCAAGGCUUAGCCGGAGGCGUAAGAAACAUUUUGGAGUUGGAGAGCUGGAGAAAGGCUGUGAGGGCGGCCAUAACUUCAGUGAUGACACCAGCAGAGCCACAGGCAGCUUCUUGGAAAGCAGUGAGAGAGAAAGGAACCCGUACGCUCGGAAGUAUUUCAGAAAGAGGCAGAGGUUUUCAGCCAAAGACCAAAGCCCCCAUAAGCUCACGGAUGAAGAUGACGGAGAUGAAGACUGCAGUGACAUAGAGCAACUCAUAAUCAAGGAGGAGUAUAUCGAAACCACAGUGUGUGAUGAUUCCCCAGAGUCGCCUUGUACGUCUACGAGUGACGGCUUUGUUGUUUCCCCUUCUCAAGUGGUAGAGCACAAGCUCUGUCCGUACUGCCCAGCCAUCUUUGAGUCUGGAGUGGGUCUGUCCAAUCACGUGCGAGGGCACCUUCAUCGCGUGGGCUUGAGCUAUAACGCUCGGCACAUGGUUUCGCCGGAGCAAGUGGCGCUGCGGGAUCAUCAGCCGCGAACCCGCAGAAGGAUCCCCGCCGGCAUGAGGAAAAUGAGAAGAGCUGUUAAGCCAGAAACAAAAGGAGAGCACACAUGUCCCCUGUGCUGGGGUUGGUUUGAUACUAAGACUGGCCUCUCCAACCAUGUGAGGGGACACCUGAAACGAAUAGGCAGAAGUGUUACCAGCACCAGUAAGUCCCCGCUGUGCAUCCUAAAUGAGCUGCUACAGGACAAAAAGGAACAUGGGAACAUACUGCAGAUCCUAAACAAGGACCACUUCCCUCCAGGACCUUCAGCCUCUCAGAAGUUCAUCAGCAGCAGCGGCCUGGUCUUGAUGCGCGCGGCACUACCAGUGACACUCCAGUAUGAGAUGAAGCGUCCAUAUGCCAUAGGGGAUAGAUUUGUACCAAAGCAGGAGGCACAGGCCUUCUCAGAGAGGAAUAAGCCACAAGCAGAAGCACAUACGGAACUGAAGGCCUCCUCAAGCACUUUAGUUGAACUGCUAAAGACGAGACGGGGAAGUGCGGCGCUCACAGCGAGAAACAACCGGGACGCCCAUGCAGCCAGGAAGCUCUGUGUUAUGACCAAAGAUUACAAGGAGGAGACACAGAUGACAGGUGUGGAGCCCGCCUGGACUCACGGGGAAUGUGAUUCAAGUGAGAUUUGUAUUGAGUGUAACAGCAACUUCCCCACUGCUGUCAGUCUGUCUGGUCAUCUUCAGGCCUAUGCAUGCAGGAAGAGGAUUGCUGUAUUUGAAGAACCUGGCUAUGAUUAUAAGCAGAAGAAGCCGAGACCAAGGCCUGGGCUGAAAAAGAAGAUUUUACCCUCCUUGAACUCUCAGAUUUACACACUCACCUGCAGAUUCUGUGACCUGGUCUUCCAGGGUCCCCUGUCCAUCCAGGAGGACUGGAUCAAGCAUUUACAGAGGCACCUUCUGCACACUGACGUGCCCCACUCAGGAACAGGGAUGGUGGAGGUUUUGGGUCUUCGACACAAAAUACAAAUAAGCAUGACUCAAGAGCACCCAGGCACUGUGUAGAGUUGCACCAGCCUGGAAUGUGAAAUCUGAAUUUGCACAAUAUUUAAUACCACUUAUUAUUUUAGAGUAAUCUGCAACUGCUGAUAGAAGUAUAUAAUAGUUAA